UUGCCUUAAGAUGAGUUAUCAACCCUUUUAUACAGUGAAUUUUGAUGGUAAAACACCAUUGGCGACCAGAUGAGUGAUUGGUGGAUUUAACUAUUUUUUUACGUAACCUCAGAUCACAAACUUGAAAACGAAAAAGUGAACUAUAUUCGGAAACUUUCAUUCUUCUUAUCUGUCAACAUUCAAAGAUGAUACGCUAAUUAAUAGAUUUAUAAAAAGAGUUAUGCUAUUCACCUAUUUGCCUCCUAACCUACGUCUACGCAGGAAUCAGCCUCCUCGGCUGAUUGGCAGGCAGAUGAUGAGUGGUACAGUAGGUGUGGUUAACAUUUCUAAAACGUAACUUUUGAUCAACAAUUCAUAAGCGAAGAAGUGAAGCAGAGAACUAAAUAAUUUAACUUUGAUUCUCUUUAUAUGUCAACAUCAAAAAACAGUAUUCUAUAAAGAGUUGUGCCAUUGUCCUAUUGGGGACUAGGUAAGGCGAGGUGAGCGAUUGCUUCGGAGUAUACGCCCUGCGGCCAAUAUUGGAACUAAAAUAAACGGUGGUGGACAACGAUGCGAGAAUUCAACAACAUCCUCCUGCGGUGGAUCAUAACUGGUCAUCUUUCAAGAGUUCCAGUAGCGGCAGCAAUCUUGGCCGUGACAUUCACUGGACAGUGGCUAACAGCCGAAAUCGCAGAGAUACUCCAGUAAAAAUGGAUGGAGGUGGCAGCAGCCACCAAACCUGGAAUGACGAAGAAGAGGUCACUCUCUACUGUUCCAAUUUCCUGGUCAAUUCGACCGUGGCGCUCGAAUGUGGACAAUAUCUAGUCGGCAAUUUCAUUAUGAAGGCUAUCCAGAUCUGCGUUGAAGAUGUCAGCCGCAAUGAGGACCCCGCCUGGGCUCAAGAGUCCUUGGGUCUCCUGGAAGAUCAGUGUGAAGUAGAAGCCACAUAUCGAAGAGCUUCUGAUUGGCCACGAAAUAUUCUCGGGCGCCCUGUUAUUCCGCCAAUCAUAAUCGAAGCUCUUAAUUGCCCCAAUCGCUGUUCCCACCAGGGCGUCUGUUUACCUUACGGAUGCGUUUGUCAGCCUGGAUUUUACAGAAGUGAUUGCAGUCUAAUGGAUGUUGGCGAUGGGGAUGGAUUGUGUGAUCUUCGCGCAAGCGACUGCCGGAAAAUCAAAAUCGUUGGUUGUGGAUUCAUUGAUUCAUCCCGUUUGAAUUGCCAGAUACAUCCAGGCCGCUAUGACGGGUCCAGUUGGCAACGUGGCAGCUAUAACAACCGCAGCAUUCCAUCAUCGGCUCAGUUUAUUGGUCAAAAACGAAUUAUUUGCCACUUGCUGGUGACGGGCUCAAAUCGUCGCCACGUGCUGGACGAUGUCAGCGAAGAGUUGCACUUGGAAAUCCGCGUCACCAACGACGGCAUCCGUUAUAGUGUACCAACAAGUCGACUUACUAUCUACCACUCUGGAUGUCGAUCGUGCCCAGCCAAAAAAGACAGCUGGCCAUUAUGUGGUGAUCGGGAAGACGUAUGUUAUCUGGACAACUCUUGCUACCCAGACGGGGAGGUCAAUCCGCAUAAUCCGUGCCAGAGCUGUAGUUUGGAUCAUCCCCAAUCCUGGAGCAUUAAUCCCAACAACUUACCCCCUGUCGUCUCUAAUCGGCUGAAAACGACAGCCUACGAUGGCCACGUGUUAGAGUACUUCAUCCAUGCUGUAGAUCAAGAUCCGCUGCAUUUUGGAUUGGUCGAUCCGCUUUCCGACGCCCAAGUGACGCCGGAAGGAAUUUUCCGCUGGAAGGCCGUCUCAAAUGCGCUGUCUCCAUUCAAUCACGAGACUUUUGCACUCACCGUUUCCGACCAAUGUAAUCAUCCUGUUCAUUUCCAUCUACACGUCGAUGUACUACCCUGUCCGUGCCUAAACGGAGGUACGUGCCGUAAUCCGCCAGACGAUUUCAUCACGUCCAAUCAGAUCGAUCCGACGUACCGCUGCCAUUGCAGAGAGGGGUUCACAGGCCCAGAUUGUGGCAUUCGGAUCGAUUUCUGCGACCCUAACCCCUGCCGUGAUGGAUUAUGCUUGAACGAAGUCGAUGGCUAUGUCUGCGACUGUUUCCCAGGCUUUAAAGGCAUCCAUUGCGAUCAAAAGGAUGAAUCCUUAAUCGAGAAUGCUCUCUCUCCAAUCAUGAUAACUAAGCACAACGAUACUUUUUCCAAACAAGACGGUUGUACGGUUCCUUGUCAAAAUGGAGGGACUUGUAUGAGGCGGAAUCGUUGCCAAUGUCCCGAAGGUUUUGUAGGUAGACAAUGCCAGUGGACUGCGCCAACGUGUCAUCCAAGCUGCCUUAAUGGCGGACACUGCAGCCGCCGGAAAGUUUGCGCAUAAAAAGGCUGGACUGGUUCUCGUUGUGAAACUGCGAUUUGUGGGCAGCCUUGUUUGAAUGGAGGUGUUUGCUCAGCUCCUGGCAAAUGCACAUGUCCAGAUGAAUAUCAUGGAUCCAGAUGUCAAAAAGCUAUAUGCAAACCAAAAUGUCGAAGAGGUGGUAAAUGCAUUGGACCGGGAAUAUGUCUCUGUCGGGCAGGUUUCGGUGGAUCAAACUGCGAACUGCGUCUGUCAUCAGCUGGGAAAAGAAAUUGGAAGAAAGCAAACUCUGUCGGUAAAGCCAAGACCAUUUUCCUGGAAACUUGAAAGAAUGAAAAACAUAAUUAUUGUAUCUUAACAAUUCACUCGAUCUUACUUCGUAAUCGGCUCGUAAAUUUUCUUCUUUGAACCCAACCAAUACCGAGUCGUUAACGUAUUUAACUUGCCGUCACGUCAAUUUUACACAAUGGUUAUUGUGUGUGUAGCUGGGACUUGGCCGAAUGUUGUAGCCCACUUUGCUCACUGCCAUCUGUACAGUAAUUUUUUUUAUCUUUUUUUGUAUUAUUUUUUUUUUUUGCAUUACGAAAUGGAGGAUCAAACAUUGUCGCGACUUACAUCACAAUACAAUAACUAUUUUAUUUCUAGAUUUAGCCUUCGCAGUACGAAUAAUAAGAAUAGUUUGAUUUUACUUGAGAGCCCUCAAUUGCCGUUUUUAUUUUUCUGGGUGCCUGUUCAUCGCUGAAAAUGUUUCAUUCCUAGUCGAUUGCAGACGAAUGGGGUCGCAAGGAAAGAGUCGUGGGGAUGACACAUGGCUUCACUUUCGUGUUAUUUUCAUAAAACUUAGGUUUGAAAAAUAUGAAUAAUAUAAUAAUAUGCUUGAUCUAAUGUCAGACUGUGUGAGGCUGAAAGGCAGUCUUACAAAAAUGGAUUUGAGAUUAUCAAUGAGAAAAAUGUGUUAUUAUGCUAUGUAGCAUGAAUAGGGACUUGGUUACUUUACACAAAACUGGAAGGGCCAUUGCAUUACUUCCUCAUCCAUCUUGGCAAUUGGUUUGGUAAAGCGAUCAAUGCCAGGGAAUUUUAGCAAUUAACCUGCAUUUUCAAGAUGUCUUGAAUUCCUCCCACAUAAUUGGUUAAACGAGUGAAAAUGGCCACUUUCUCACUCUGAAGUUUUCCGUCACUGGUUUUCAGAAGGAAGAUAGUGAUUCCAAUCUGAGUGUUGUUGCUUAUUAUUGGACCACCCUCAUCCCCCUGAAAUGAAUCAAACAGCACACAGAUAACAUUCUGAAGGAAAGUACAAUUAAACCUUACCUUUCAAACACUCCAGCCUUCAGUUCUUUCAGCACAGAGGUGAUAUACGAGACGCGGCACCCAAUUUCAAUCGAAAGUCGUUAUGCAAUUUCCGAAACUUCUCCUUCAAAUAAGCCAUCUGUAUCGCAACCAUAUUCCAUAUCCUCUCUUCCCUGUUGCGUGGCCAAAUGCGUAAUAUUUUAGGGAACCAUUUAUCUUUCGACAAUUUCUUCAAUGUGCCGUACUACCUUGCAAGCUUGAUCUGCAGACUGCAGUCUCAUCUCCUUGAUUCAGAGUGAGCCGAUUAAAUGGCGAAGGAAACAGCUGGCCUGGCUUGGUCUCAAUCUCUCACAAAUACUCAAAAGGAUUAAGAAUCCCGCAAUAGUUCUGGCAGGCGUUAGCUUUUCGCCAUCAAGCCUGUAAUCUUACCGGUAGAUGGUAUGAACAUGUUUCUUUUCAAAUGAAAUAGAAGAAAAACGUUUCAUUCUGCAUAGUGCUAAAGCAGGUAUGCGACUGUCAGCGGCAACAUGCUAUACCUACUGCUAGUGUUAUCCGUUUUCGUUAUUGGAUUGCUCUUUUGGCUUUGGCGGUGGGAAUGCUCUUCAUUCGUAAGACAAAUCGACCGAAUUCCUGGACCGCCCAAAGUUCCGUUCUUCGGGAACGUGUUUGCGAUUCCCCGAGAUGGCUCAGGUAAAUAAAAUGUUUAUCGAACCUUUUAAGGGCUAGUCAGAUUAAAGGAAAGGCACAGCCCACUAUAACGUUCCCCAGUUGGUUUACGAUACCUUUAAAUCAGUCAAGUCUUUCUCGCACGCCAUGGCGGAAUAAACAGGUACACAAGAUCUUUAAUAGAGUCGAAGGAAGGAAAAGAAAAACUGUUGUCAGAGAAUGCUUAAGGGUGGACUUCAGGCAGCUUUCUUCCAGACAGAAAAACCAGAACCCUCCGUUUCAAAACAACUAAUCUUUUCUAAAUUUAUCCAUGUACUUUCUUUUGUCUUCAGAAUUUCUUCAUACCUUGCAUGUAAAAUGGGUCAGGAAGUACGGCCGCAUCUACCGGACGUGGAAAGGUACAAGUGCUAUUGUUUCGAUUUCUUCCCCACAACAUGUCGAGCGCCUUCUCACUAGCCAGAAAAACAUUGACAAGAGCAGCUAUUAUGCUUUUCUUGAGCCUUGGCUGGGAAAUGGCUUGCUAUUGUCAUCAGGUGAAAAAUGGAAAAAAGAUAGGCGUUUGGUGACGCCGGCCUUUCACUUUCAGAUCCUUGGUGAUUUCUUUGAUGUCUUUAAUCGAAACGCUGUCAUCUUAAUCGAUCAAAUCGUCAAUCGGCUGGUAGACAACAAGGAAAUGGACAUUUUCCCAUUGAUUUCACGCUGCACAUUGGAUAUCAUCUCAGAUACGGCUGUUAAAAUACGUUUCCGCUCCUUCCUUACGGUUAGCGUUUGUCAAUCCGGAGAGAAUGACUCUAAUUUAGCAGAGGAAAAAGUAAGCAUUAUUUUGCGCUUGUAGUAAAAUUGAAGUCGCAAACACUGCUUUGUUUUAGUAAAUGCAUUUGAAAAA
Messenger RNA from Daphnia magna, 5166 nucleotides. Its product is annotated as von Willebrand factor D and EGF domain-containing protein. Gene Ontology annotation, molecular function: signaling receptor binding; calcium ion binding. Gene Ontology annotation, cellular component: extracellular region; cell surface. The record is from RefSeq and is a predicted model, not a curated record. NCBI's taxonomy places the organism in Eukaryota, Metazoa, Arthropoda, Branchiopoda, Diplostraca, Daphniidae. Gene Ontology annotation, biological process: anatomical structure development.